Nelumbo nucifera (sacred lotus) is the source of this 3205-nucleotide messenger RNA. RefSeq lists its product as uncharacterized. The record is from RefSeq and is a predicted model, not a curated record. Gene Ontology annotation, biological process: carbohydrate metabolic process. Gene Ontology annotation, molecular function: hydrolase activity, hydrolyzing O-glycosyl compounds; carbohydrate binding. NCBI's taxonomy places the organism in Eukaryota, Viridiplantae, Streptophyta, Magnoliopsida, Proteales, Nelumbonaceae.
AUGGCAAGCCUCAAAAUCACCAAGAAACAUCACAAACACCUCAACAACCCCUUCACAUCUCCCCCGAAAGCUCUUCCUUUCAUCCAUGGAGGCCUGUUCUUCAAUCUACAAACAGUCCCUUCACAGAAGAUCUUCGAUGUUGGGAAGGAUUUCCAGCUCAGUUGGAGCUCAAUUGAUGGUGGGUGUCUCUCUAUUUCUCCCAAAUCUCAACCCACGAGGCCCAUCUGGUCUACCGUGCCAGGACAAGCCUUUGUUUCUGCAGCAAUUGUAGAGACAGAGGCGGAAGAAAGCAGAGGUUCGUUUGUUAUAAAAGAUAAACGUGUUCAUUCGAUAUGUAACCGUCAAUAUAUUGAAGAUAUAAAGGUGAUAAAUCAAUCUGAUAUCAGUGAAGUGGCAAAGUAUCCUGAUUUCCCAUCUGGGUUCUGGUCAAUGGACUAUAAAUUGGAUUUCAAGGAUACCUAUUUCCCCAUUUUACUCAUAACAGGUUGGAUUUUCUGCGACACGAGGAGGAAUAAGCAAAAACAGUUUCAUUUUGAGAAACUCAGAGCUCAUGGAGGCUUAGAUUUAGAGACCGAGGAACAUUCCAUCUCUGCCAAAAGAUAUUGGGCUUUGUUUGAACAGAAAAGCAGUAAUCAAAUUGCUUUCCAAGUGAAACUUGGAAUACCCAAUUCUGAUUUGCACCGGAGAGCCUUGCCAAAGGUCCCCAGAAGCUUCAGGAGUUUAAGAUGGAAGCUGGGCAGGCCUAAGAAACGACGUCUUGGGUGGUUUUGGUUUCUCUCAAGGCCAAGAGGUUUUGUUGCAGUUAAUCCUUCAGAUGAUGAAAGAGAAGAAGAGAAGCCUGGAGAUUUUCCAGGGGUAAACAGAGUUUUUCUGACAUAUUCAAGUGAAACAGAUGAGAAGUUCUACGGUUUUGGAGAGCAGUUCUCUCACAUGGAGUUCAAAGGUAGAAGAGUACCAAUUUUUGUUCAAGAGCAGGGCAUUGGAAGAGGAGAUCAACCCAUCACUCUUGCAGCUAAUCUGGUUAGCUACAGAGCUGGAGGUGACUGGAGUACUACCUAUGCACCUUCUCCAUUCUAUAUGACAUCAAAGAUGAGGUCUCUUUACCUUGAAGGAUACAAUUAUUCUGUUUUUGAUCUAACAAAACCAGAUAGAGUUCAGAUAAAGAUACAUGGCGAUUCGUUGCAAGGUAGAAUACUCUAUGGGAACUCACCAACUGGCCUUAUUGAACAAUUCACAGAAGCCAUUGGACGACCCCCUGAGCUUGCUAACUGGAUCAUCUCCGGAGCGGUGGUGGGAAUGCAAGGUGGGACAGAGACAGUACGCAAGGUUUGGGAUAAACUGAAAAAUUAUGAUGUUCCCAUCUCAGCAUUCUGGUUGCAGGAUUGGGUGGGGCAGAGAAAGACUGUAAUUGGGUCUCAGCUAUGGUGGAAUUGGGAAAUUGACAGAGAACAGUACAGGGGAUGGCAACAACUUCUGAAGGAUCUUGGUUCAGAGGAUAUUAAAGUGAUGACUUACUGCAAUCCUUGUCUAGCACCUGUUGAUGAGAAGUUGAACAGAAGGAGAAACCUAUUUGAGGAGGCCAAAAAGUUGGACAUCUUAGUGAAACACAAGAGUGGAGAAAUAUAUAUGGUUCCAAACACAGCUUUUGAUGUGGGGAUGUUGGAUCUGACACACCCAGAUGCCUCACGAUGGUUCAAGCAGAUCUUACAGGAAAUGGUAGAUGAUGGUGUCAGGGGAUGGAUGGCAGAUUUUGGUGAAGGCCUGCCACUGGAUGCAUCACUCUAUUCAGGUGAGGAUCCUAUAUCUGCCCAUAACAGAUAUCCUGAGUUAUGGGCCAAAAUAAACCGGGAGUUUGUGGAAGAAUGGCAAUCUACUCAACUUGCAAGGGAAGAGAAGGACAAAGAAGAGUCUUUAGUCUUUUUCAUGAGGGCUGGUUUUAGGGAAAGUCCCAAAUGGGGUAUGCUGUUUUGGGAAGGUGACCAGAUGGUAAGCUGGCAGGCAAAUGAUGGAAUCAAGAGUGCUGUUGUAGGCUUGCUUAGUAGUGGACUGUCUGGUUAUGCCUUCAACCACAGUGACAUUGGAGGCUACUGUGCAGUAAGCUUACCUCUUAUUAAGUAUCAAAGAAGUGAAGAGUUGCUUUUGAGAUGGAUGGAACUGAAUGCAUUCAGUACAGUGUUUAGAACCCAUGAAGGAAAUAGACCAUCUGCAAAUAUACAGUUCUACUCGAAUAGCCGAACCUUGUCACAUUUUGCACGCUUUGCCAAGGUUUACAAGGCUUGGAAAUUUUACAGGAUUCAACUUGUGAAGGAAGCUGCACUCAAAGGUCUGCCUGUUUGCCGUCAUCUCUUUCUCCACUUUCCGAACGAUGAACAUGUGCACAACAUGACUUAUCAACAGUUCUUGGUUGGCACAGAGAUCCUAGUUGUGCCUGUUCUUGAUAAAGGCAAGAAGGAAGUUAAGGCAUAUUUCCCACUAGGAGAAAGUUGCUCUUGGAAACACAUUUGGACAGGGAAAACAUUCAACAAACAGGGAACUGAAGUUUGGAUAGAAGCUCCAGUUGGCUACCCUGCCAUAUUUGUGAAGUCUGCCUCUUCUGUAGGAGAAACUUUUCUGAAAAACCUAAGAGAUCUAGGUGUUCUUUAACAACAGUUCUGAAUGAAGCCCCAAGUCUCAAGUAUUGUGGCAUUCAGCCUCCUAUCAAAUCUCAACUAAUGAUCCUUAUCCCAGCAAAAGCAGACACUGUUGACAAGCGGAGAAACUCAUUUAUACCCCUUGUAGUUCCUCUAUACUUGCAAGUUCUUGAUGAUCCUGAAAGUACAGGUGUCAAUUAAGUAGCUUAACAUUCAAGGAGAGAACCACCAGCAAAUUCUCAAUGUCUUUCAGAUUAUCUGUACUGAUUUCCCCCCCACAAUUUGCUGCAGAGAGUUGGUUCACUGUCUUUCACCCCAGACGAUGUGUUUAUAUGCAUCAAUGGCUCUGAGUUUUCCAACGAUGUAACAAUAAGGUUGCUGUUUAGGUUUUGAAGACGGAAAGAAGUAGAAUUUUAACAAUGUAAAGGUGUAAAAUUGUAAGAAGAGUUCAAAUGUAACAGUCUAGCAAUGUCUCCAUCAAUUUGAUGCAUUUUGUAGAAGAAUCCAAAAAUUGUAUUUGUAUACUAGUUAACGGAAGGGGAUCCAUCCGACGCACAGGAUUUGUCAAGGGAAAA